Messenger RNA from Sphaerodactylus townsendi, 4057 nucleotides. RefSeq names its product gamma-aminobutyric acid receptor subunit rho-2-like. Gene Ontology annotation, molecular function: neurotransmitter receptor activity; extracellular ligand-gated monoatomic ion channel activity; GABA-A receptor activity. Gene Ontology annotation, biological process: monoatomic ion transmembrane transport; regulation of membrane potential; nervous system process. Bases 306 to 1775 code for a protein of 489 amino acids. The transcript is spliced from 9 exons. NCBI's taxonomy places the organism in Eukaryota, Metazoa, Chordata, Lepidosauria, Squamata, Sphaerodactylidae. Gene Ontology annotation, cellular component: membrane; GABA-A receptor complex; neuron projection. The record is from RefSeq and is a predicted model, not a curated record.
CUCUGUAACGUACAGUUUGGCAGACAGACUGCACAGCAGUUCUGAGAUUAAUGGUUCAAGCAGAAACGCAGCAGAUGGAACUGAAAUCUUUUUAUCUGUGGCUGUCCUGUAAAAACACUUUAGGACCCAGAGGGAAUGUUGCCAGACAGGACUAACUUCUUCGGGAGUGAUGGCCAAUCACUGAGAGGAAGGGCUUUGAGUGGGGAGCUGUGGAAAGCUGGUUUAAAAUAUUAAAUUAGAAAAGUGGUGUUUUCUAGCAAUGAGCACUCGAGCAAUUGCCAAGCCCUGGAGGCACAUCUGAUUCAAUGUUUAAAGCAGGGUGUACUAGCAGUGCAGGAGGUUACUGGAGACAAGGAAGGUGGACCAGCAAUUCCCACAGGAUGCCUUAUAUUGUAAAGCUCUUUUUGUUGAUCUUUUGUUUGGUCCUUCUUGGGGAGAGCAGAAAGCAUAGGAGGAGGAGAUGGACGGGACAGAUAGAGAUGCAGAAGGCAAGUCACAUAUAUAAAAAGAACCAUGAUGUAACAAAAGUUCGGAAAGGAAAAACUGAACAACUCCUGAGGGUGGAUGACCAUGAUUUCAGCAUGAGACCUGCCUUUGGAGGCCCUCCUAUUCCUGUUGGGGUUGAUGUGCAGGUUGAAAGCUUGGACAGUAUUUCUGAGGUUGAUAUGGACUUCACAAUGACACUGUAUCUGAGGCAUUAUUGGAAGGAUGAGCGUCUCUCCUUUCCCAGUCAUACUAAUAAGAGCAUGACUUUUGAUGGAAGGCUAGUGAAGAAGAUCUGGGUGCCUGAUGUCUUCUUUGUUCACUCUAAAAGAUCCUUCAUUCAUGACACAACUACUGACAAUAUCAUGUUGCGGGUAUUCCCAGAUGGUCAUGUUCUCUAUAGUAUGAGGAUCACAGUGACAGCAAUGUGCAACAUGGACUUCAGCCGGUUUCCACUAGAUUCCCAGACUUGUUCCCUGGAGCUGGAAAGCUAUGCUUACACAGAUGAAGAUCUAAUGCUCUACUGGAAAAACGGGAAUGAAUCUCUGAAAACAGAUGAGAAAAUUUCCUUAUCUCAGUUUCUAAUACAAAAAUUUCAUACAACCUCUAGACUCGCUUUCUAUAGUAGCACAGGUUGGUACAAUCGCCUCUACAUUAGCUUCACUUUACGUCGUCAUAUUUUCUUCUUCUUGCUCCAAACUUACUUUCCUGCCACUCUUAUGGUCAUGUUGUCCUGGGUAUCCUUCUGGAUCGACCGCAGAGCUGUGCCUGCAAGAGUUUCUUUAGGAAUAACAACAGUGCUGACCAUGUCUACCAUCAUUACGGGUGUCAACGCCUCCAUGCCUCGGGUUUCCUACAUCAAAGCUGUGGACAUUUACCUCUGGGUCAGUUUUGUGUUUGUCUUCCUCUCAGUCAUAGAGUAUGCAGCAGUGAACUACCUGACCACAGUUCAAGAGCGAAAGCAGCGGAAGCUGCGAGAGAAGUUUCCAUGUACAUGUGGAAUAUCUUCUACAAAAACUGUGCUGCUCGAUGGUACCUACAGUGAUUCAGAUGUCAGCAGCCUAGAAAGAUAUGCAAGAGGUCAGAUAGUGACUGAGGAGGAUAAGCAAGACAAGAUGGUGAUCCAUUUGACCAUGCAUAAUGAGCCUAAUGCAUCAAAGAAAAAAGGGCUCAAGGGAUAUGUGAACCUUCGUAUCAUCCAGAACACUCAUAUUAUUGAUAACUACUCAAGGUUACUAUUCCCAGGCACCUAUAUAUUUUUUAACUUGGUAUAUUGGUCUGUCUUCUGCUGAAUAUAUAGUGUCAGUGGGGCACCCAGAAGUCAUUUACAAGAGAGAGAGGUGAGGAUUCUAUUUCUCCUGGUGCACUUUUGGAACAUGAAAGCUCUGCAUGUCACAAACUUGUAUUGGAUACUGUUUAUUUAUAACUGCUUGCAAUUAUUUUUUAAUUUAUGUUAGUCUCAUUGUUCAUACUUGAAACGAUAACCUGUUGACAUCUGAAUUGCAUGCAACAUGGGUACCCGCAAUAGAUCCUAAGAUUGCCAAGUCAACCCUUCAACAAUAAGAGAUAAGGCGGAGUUCUGAUCUGCUUUGUAAAUUCAAUUGGUACUGUAGAAAUAAUGAAAAGUUCUAACAUUUUAAGGAGGAAAGUGUUCACUUGGAACAUUCUUAUCAUAAAGGACAGAUGGCACUUGUAAACAGGUCUGUUCCAUGGUCUGUUCACUAUAGACUAUAAAUCACUUAAGAUCAUCUUCCUAGUUGCUUUGGGAGAUGGUUGAAGAGAUUCUGAAAAGGGCAGGUCCUAUUAGGAUACUGCAGAAGAACACUGCUUUUUAUAGAGUGUCAGCAUGAACAAAAAAGGUGUAUUGAGGGUGGGGGAAAUUCCAGCCAAAUAUUUCAAAUAUUGUUGUGUAAAAUUACGCAUCCUGGUGGAAGUUUUGCUUCCUUGUUCACCCUUGUCAGAUAGAACUUUGAAUUCUCACAUAUACCUACUUUUCUGUAUAUUAAAUCAGUUACCAAUCAGCUUACAAGCAUUCUAUGCUAAGAAACAAAGUAAAACACUGUAUGUUUUCUAACUUGUUUCACUGACAUCAUGAGGAUGUCUUGAUAUGGCAGUAGGGAUAUUUAGGAGUGGCCGAUGAUGCCUAGGUGACACCAGGGUAUUUCCAUUAAUAUUUUAUCAUGUUUCUUUCUUUAUUAUGUUUCUUUCUCCCCACAUUGAAGGAGGGUUGCAGCACAAUUCUUUGCAAAGUUCCAUCCUUGUAAGUCCAUUAAAAUUGCAUGGUUAGUAACAACAAUGUAGACUUUUCCCAGCAUUUUAAAAUGUAUUUAUUACAUUUGCUACCCUGCUCUUCCCAGCCAAACAGCUGAGUUCAGAGUGGCUUACACAUAUGAUUAAAACAUAAACAAUACAAUAUACAAUUCAAUGAUAACAAACCCCCAAAAUAUCCAAUACUAUAAUGGUACCCAGUGAUGGUGACUUAUCCAUUUAAAACUCCAAUAGACUCCAACACAGGGCCAUAGUCUAACUAAAACAACAGCAAUAUCUCCUCCCCAUUUAUGAUCCAGAUUUACCAAAUUUGGGAAAGUGUAGUGGGAACAAAUAUUAGGAGGCCAGCAAGUUGAAACAAACACCCAUAAUUGUCUCAACCAAAGACCCAGUAGAACAUCUCCACCUUACAGGUCCUGCAGAACUGAAGUAAAACUCACAAGGCCCUUGUCUCUGGAGACAGAGAGUUCCACUGGACUGGACCCAGGCCAAAAAACGCCCUGGCUCUUGUUGAGGCCAGCUGGAUGGAUAUCUUGGGGCCCGGGAUUACCAAAAGGUUACCACCGGCUCAGUGAAGCAAUACUAAGUGAUGUGGUCCUUCAGGUAUGAUUUCGUCCUUUGGGGAUUGGGCGGUAUAGAAAUCCCAUAAAUAAAUAAAUAAAUAAACCACUCAGGAUCUUAAAGGUUAGCACCAAAACCUUGAAAAUGACCCAGAAUUCAACUGGUAACCAGUGCAGCUAGUGGAGCAUGGGUCAAACAUGCACUUUUACGAGAGUUCUGUUAAGAACUCUCACCACUACGUUCAUGACAACAACUGAAUGGGAAGUUAUCAUUUAAAAAUUUACCAGACAACCUGCUGCUUCUCCUUUGUGAUAGGGUUGUCGAGAUGAGCAUCAUGGAUAACACCAUUUAAAAGCAAUAAAAGCCUAAUGGCUCCUUGGGCUAACAGAAGUAUUAUGACACAAGCUUUUGUAAACAUCAUCUAUUUUGUCCUGGCAGUUGGCAGAUUUUACAGGCAACAACCUUUUUGGAAAUGUCAUCUACCCAAAAAUAUCUUCCCCAUCAGGUGUUCAAUUCUCAGGGCUGAUUUGCUCCUCUCCCCCUGUCCCCUGUAAUUGACACUCAUCUGCUCUCAACACUCCUUCCCUUCUGGAACAAUAUUUAGUCCUCAUUUAACCAUUAAACAUUUUUGUUGUUUAAUUUACAAAGUCAAUCAAGUAUACAGAGGCCCACCCCUUGUUUGUGGGUGGACCAACUUAAUAACCUUUGUCAUCAACUUAACUACAGUGAAACCUCAAUUUUUGUC